AUGACAACCGAGAAUAGAACGGUGACGCUGGAAAGACAGAUGACCACAAGGAAAGCCUGGGAAGGGCACGACGGGUUGGCAGCCCUGAAUGCAGUUCCUGUGAAGGAACAACCACAAAAUCAGCUACAGACUGACACACAGAAGAAUACCCCCAGAGUCUUCCGAGAGGGGGGGGAGGAUGAGAGACUCAUAAGGACGGAUACACCGAUGACGACUAGGCUUGUACAACGGACAUUGACCGGAGAAGUAGCAGUAGUGAAGUGUGGCAAAUGUGACAAGAUCUGCAAGAAUCUAAGGGGACUGCGGAUACAUCAAGCCAGGACUGAUUGUGGGAAAUCAGACACCCAGACGCAACGCUCAGGUGGUACACCUGGUGAGACGUUGGAGGAUCCAAGUCGGGAAGAAUCCCAUAGAACUAGGAACCUCUACGCUUCUGAGAAUCUGGUUUCAAACACCGAGGGCAGGCAGCAGGAAGAGGACGACCAUGACCCUCUUCUUGAUCUGCUUCCCCCACUGGAGGAUGACACUCCAGCACAUGCAGAACCAGCACCACAAGUACAAACAGCUCCGGGAGAUGAUGAGAAGAGGCGCCCGCGAAUAGCAUGGCCCAAGACGACAGACCGGCGAGCGUGGCAGGAGCUAGAUCGAGACGUCUCCGCUAUACUGGAAACAACCCUCCAGGGUCCAGCUGACCGAAAGAUAAGAGCAAUGACGGGCCUCAUCUAUACUGUAAGCAAAGAGAGGUUUGGCUUGGCUGAGAAGAAGCCAGAGAAGCCAGCCCCAAUCAUCAGCAGAAGACAGAGGCUAAUCAAACAGACCAGAAAGGAGCUUACAAGUGUAAAGAGGCAGUAUAGAAAAGCCAAGGAAGAAGAGAAAGUAGGACUCCAACAGUUACGAAGCAUUUUACGAGAGAAACUGAGCACUCUCAACAAGGCUGAGCAAACAAGACAGAGGAAAAGGAAGAGGGAGAAACAGAGAGCUAGAUUCAUCCAGAAUCCAUACCAGUUCUCCAAAGACAUCCUUGACAACGAACGAUCAGGAACAUUAGAGAGCAGUAUGGAGGACAUAGAACAGCACUUACGCAAUGUCCACAGUGAUCCUUCACGGGAGGUUCCACUGGGUGACUGUUCAAGGCUAGAACCAGAAGACCCACCAGAAACUCCUUUGGACACAAAGGAGCCAUCAUUGUCUGAGGUACAGCACGUAGUGAAGAAAGCGAGGACAGGCUCAGCCCCAGGCCCGAAUGGCAUUCCUUAUCGUGUCUAUAAGAUGUGCCCUGGCAUUCUUCGGAAACUAUGGACCCUACUUAGAGUUAUUUGGAGAAAGGGCAAAAUCCCGGAUUGCUGGAAGAGAGCGGAGGGAAUAUUCGCCCCAAAGGAGAAGGACUCGAAGGAUAUUGGUCAGUUCCGGACCAUUUCUCUGCUCAACGUAGAGGGGAAGAUAUUCUUUGCAGUCCUAGCCAAGCGACUGACAACGUUCCUUACUGACAACAACUACGUUGAUACGUCAAUUCAGAAGGGUGGAGUUCCCGGAUUUUCAGGCUGCGUCGAGCAUACCAGUGUUCUCAGCCAAGUGAUCAGGGAGGCACGAGUGAACCAUUAUGACCUGACUGUAGUGUGGCUAGACCUUGACAACGCUUAUGGAUCAAUACCCCACAAGUUGAUUGAGAAGGCACUUGAGCAGUAUCAUGUACCAGAACACGUUUGUAACCUGGUAAAAGACUACUACAGAGGCAUUAAGCUACGCUUUGCUGUGGGAGACAAGACAACAGCAUGGCAAAGCUUUGAGAAAGGCAUUGUCACAGGAUGCACAAUCUCUGUGGUCCUGUUUGUGAUGGGUAUGAACCUCAUCAUCAAUGCGGCGAAGAGAGAGACACGUGGUCAAAAAGCAGCAUCAGGAAUCUACUUACCUCCAGUUAAGGAAUUCAUGGAUGACCUCACUCUGACAGCAAAGACCCACAUCCAAGCAAGGUGGAUGCUUUCGGCCCUAGAAGAGGCAGCAACUUGGUCCAAAAUGAGGUUCAAACCCAGAAAGUCCAGAGCACUUGUUAUCAGGAAAGGCCAACCAACCAAGAAAUUCAAUCUGACAGUGCAAGGUGAGGACAUACCAUCGAUAAUGGACAGCCCCAUUAAAUGCCUUGGGAAGUGGUAUGAUGCUACACUCCAAGAUGGGAACAACAUCAAGCGCAUCAAGAACCAGCUCACUGAAGGGCUGAAGCAGAUUGACAAAAGCGGACUACCUGGCAAAUUCAAGGCCUGGUUAUUCCAGAAUGGACUUCUCCCACGACUGAUGUGGCCACUGAUGCUUUAUGAGGUGGCAACAACAGUGGUGGAAGGACUGGAGAGAACCAUUAGUAGGCAUUUGCGAAAGUGGCUUGGCGUACCACCCAGCUUCAGCAACAUUGGACUCUAUGGACGAUCAAAUCAACUACAGCUCCCAUUGAGUUCGUUGGUGGAGGAGUACAAGGUGGCAAAGGCCAGACUUGUCAUGACGCUGAAGGAUUCAAUGGAUGACAUGGUCCGUAGAGCAGGUGUUGAGACCAGGACGGGAAGAAAGUGGUCCGCUAGCCAGGCUGUAGCGCAAGCCGAGAGCCGCCUGCGACACAAAGACAUUGUGGGAACAACGGCAGUGGGAACACAAGGUCUGGGCUCUGCGGAGACGAGGAGUUGGAAGAAGGCGGACAGUAGGACAAGGAGGGAGAUGGUCCAGGCAGAGGUACGUCUGGCCGAAGAAGAAGAUCGAGGCAUAAGGGCAGUGGCAAUGGGGUGCCAGGGUGCUUGGACAAAGUGGCAGACUACAGGAAAGAAGAUGACAUGGGCGGAUAUCUGGCGUAGCGAACCUCUGCGCAUCAGUUUCCUGCUCAGGUCAGUCUACGACCUGCUACCUUCACCAGCAAACCUGCACAGAUGGGGAAAACGUGACGACCCAACCUGCCCACUUUGCGGAAAGAUAGGCACGCUAGAACAUACACUAUCAUCUUGCCAGACAGCCCUUACACAAGGAAGAUACAGGUGGAGACACGACAAGGUCCUCCAAGAACUGGCAGACAUAGUGGAAAGGGAGAGGCGAAAGAAGAGGACUGUGAAAGAGACCAGAAAGAUGCAGUUUGUAAAGGAAGGGGAAACCAUCAAGAAGCAGCAGGCGCAAGCAGCAUCGAUCCUAGAUCGUGCGCAGUCAUGGGAGAUGGCUGUUGACCUGAAACGCAGGCUGGUUUUCCCAAGUGUAGUCCAGACAACACAACGCCCCGACAUGGUGAUCUGGUCGGCAAAGGACAUGUGUCUGGUGAUGGUUGAACUCACAGUUCCUUGGGAGUCGCGCUGUGAUGAGGCGAUGGAGAGGAAAACAGCAAAAUAUGCUGAUCUGCAGAGGGAAUGCAAGGAGAAGGGGUGGCACAUGUGGCUAUUCCCAGUGGAGGUCGGCGUCCGAGGCUUUCCGUCAAAGUCUCUCUUGAGACUUUUCACUGCACUUGGCCUGACAGGAAGAGACAGAAAGCGAGCGGUCAACAGACUUGGGGAUGCAGCGGAGAGAGCAUCGAGAUGGCUUUGGCUGAGGAGAGAAGAGAGGAGCUGGCAGCCGUCUACUGACACGUAG
This is a messenger RNA of Dreissena polymorpha, 3591 nucleotides long. RefSeq lists its product as uncharacterized. Bases 1 to 3591 code for a protein of 1196 amino acids. The record is from RefSeq and is a predicted model, not a curated record. NCBI's taxonomy places the organism in Eukaryota, Metazoa, Mollusca, Bivalvia, Myida, Dreissenidae. The transcript has a single exon.